Sinocyclocheilus grahami is the source of this 7321-nucleotide messenger RNA. RefSeq lists its product as uncharacterized. Gene Ontology annotation, cellular component: cytoplasm. The transcript is spliced from 21 exons. The record is from RefSeq and is a predicted model, not a curated record. The coding region runs from base 50 to 7165 and encodes 2371 amino acids. Gene Ontology annotation, biological process: regulation of apoptotic process. Gene Ontology annotation, molecular function: ATP hydrolysis activity. Lineage: Eukaryota; Metazoa; Chordata; Actinopteri; Cypriniformes; Cyprinidae.
UCCUGAUCCUGAUUCCAAAGUAGCAGCCAGACAUAAAAAUUGGAGUGACAUGAUUCUUCAAUAUAAAGCGUCAGUCAUUGAUAAAUGUAAGUUUGCGACAGAGUAUAGUCUUCCAUCUGAUGAGCGUGUUGACCUGGCUGCCCGUUAUACUGAACCAGUCAUCAUUCAGAGGAGCAAAGAGCAGACUGAGAAAUACUAUCGUGAUCAUGUGAGGUCUGUGGAUGCUUCAUCUCAACUGUUAUCAAAUGACAAGAAUCACAGCAUCAGAAUAGACCAGCUGUUCAGUGCCGACGGUGAUGGAAACACACCGAAAACUGUGAUUCUCAGUGGAGAUUCUGGAAGAGGGAAAUCCUUUAUGUUACAGAAGAUCAUGUUGGACUGGGCUUCUGGAGAACUUUACUCUGAAAACUUUGAUGUAGUUUUUCUGUUGAAGUGUGAAGAGCUGAAGUGUAUUUUUGAGGAGUUGAACUUGUUUGGGCUCUUGAGCUGGAGUUGCAACUUAAUAUCAGAUCAGAUCUCACAUAUACUAGAGUUAAAACCAGAGAAAGUCCUCAUCCUCAUUGAUGGAAUUGAUGAGUAUGUAAAUCAUCCCUCCAGUCAUUCGAUGUUACUACUCACUAAUUCAUCCGAUAGAGCCCGACCUAUGGACAUUCUUAGAAGUGUGUUAAAGGGAAUCUUCCUGCCUGAGUCGUUCUUGCUUGUCACCACAAGAUCUAUAGCUGCUGAUGCACUGAUGAAUCUCUUCAAGGGACCUCUGCGUUUCACUGAGAUUAUGGGUUUCUCUGAGAGAGGGGUGCAGGAGUACUUCCAGAAGUUCUUUCAGGAUGAGCAACUCUUCAGCAAAACAUAUGAGAGUCUAAAAGCGAAUGAAAUCCUCCUGACUGCCUGCUCUGUGCCUUUGCUGUGUUGGAUGGUCUGUUUUUGUCUGAAGAAACACUUAACCGAUGACGAUCGUGUGAUGAGAGAACUAAAGACAACCACCUCCAUAUAUGUGCUCUUUGUGUCCACUCUACUAGAGCAUCAUGGUCACAGUCAGUCUGUCCUCACCAUGCUGAGGAGGCUGGGUCAGCGGGCAGAGGAAGGGAUGAAGAAGCGAGAAGGUCUUUUUGUAGAGAAGAGUGUGACUGCAGCUGGCUUAGAUCCAGCUACUAGCGUGUUCUUGUGUAAAGAUAGUUUGAAAAGAAAUAACAGAAAGGUUCCAGUAUUCAAGUUUGUGCAUCUAAGCUUUCAGGAGUUCUUCACAGGACUUUUCUAUGUUUUACUGGAUGAAAAAGAGUCCUGGGGGAAAGUCAGAGAGCUGUUGAGAUCGCUGAAAUCGAAGGGUAUAAUCAGUAGGCCAUGUCCAGAAAGGAGAUCAAAUCCUGUCCCUUCAGUCAUUAUGUUUCUCUGUGGUCUCUUAAAUGAGAAAGCGAGCAGCUCACUCUUUGAAAUGAUCAAGUGGACUGUUCCUCACACCAUAAAACUGAAGACAGACUUGCUGGACCUCAAGGGACACUUGCUGGAAAGUGUUCUAACAACGAGAAGACAGCAUGGAUGUGAACUGUUUGCUCUUCGCUGUCUGUAUGAGCUCCAGGAUGAGGAGUUUGUGAGGAGAGCUUUAGGAGAUUGGGUAUCCAUGAAUCUGUCCAAAGUUUCCCUGAGGAGCACAGACUGUUGGGUGCUGCUGUACUGUCUUCAGUGCUGUCCACACAUCAGAGACCUGAACCUCAUGUACUGUGAUUUAACAGCCGAGAAACUCAAGAUUCUCCAGCCAGCAUUCUGCAUGUGUGAGACUCUGAGGUCAGUGUACUACCUGAACCUCAUGUACUGUGAUUUAACAGCCGAGAAACUCAAGAUUCUUCAGCCAGCAUUCUGUAUGUGUGAGACUCUGAGACUUCAUGAGGAUGGGAACAGUGCAGAGAGUCCCAGAUGGUCACUUAACCUGUCAGUGACUCGUGGAGAUGUUUUGUUGACUUUCAGCUCCUCAUUUCUAGCAGUCUUAAACAUCAGUCUUACAUGUCCACAAUCAGAGAUAUCCAGCACUGACUGGACACUCUUCUUACAGAGACUCAGCAAGACAGGAAAAGUAGCAGAAGACUCUUCAGCUCUUGAUGAGCUUGUCAGUUUGCUGCUGUCUUCAUUUCACUCUGUGGGUUUGAAGACACUGCAUCUGAAUUUGGUCAGUCUGAAUAAGAGCUGGGCUUCUGGGAUAAUUUCCCUCGUCCAGAUCUGCAGCAGUCUACAGCAGCUCAGUGUCGGUGUCACUGGAUUGCUUUUGGAGGAGGGACUCAUGUUACUGAAGAAAUCACUGACAGAUCCACACUGCACUGUGAUCAUUGAAGGGAAGAAGUGCAGUAAACCAACUGACCAGUGCAAAGUACAGGACUGGAGACACAGUUGCAAUGAGAAAGUGAAGAUUCACUUCAAACCAAAAGUUUUGGAAGAGCUGCAAGAGCUGAACAUCUCUGAACCGUCUGGACUGAAUCUUCAGCCGCUCCCAGUGUGUCAGUCUUGUGUUCACAUUGGUGAUUCUGAUCAGUGGGUUCAGGUGGAGCCGUCAGUCUGUACAGAAUCAGAUGAAGGAGGGUCAGAGUUCAGGAUCAGCACUCCGGCGGGUCGAUUCGAGUGCAGCAGGACCAGAAUGCGAUGGGUCUGUGCUGGUGACGUCACUCUCCAGUACCGUGCAGUGGAUGGACGUUUCCUCAGAGCAGAGCUGGAGAAACUUCAGCGUGAGAGAAUUGGACCUGUGAUUGAUGUGACAGUGAUCUCAGGGAAACUGGAGGAGGCCCAUCUGCCUCAUUACGCCUGUUUAGCAGAGUCAGACCUCUCUGUUGAAGAUGCUGUAAUAGGACUCAGCGUUAAAGAUGAGGUUGCAAUCUUGGAAUCAGUGCAGCUGACUCGUUUUCAUGCCAAAAUAAUCCAACCAUCCUUUUGGCCUACCACAGUGAUUAAAGAAAAAGACAUCCCUGUUGAACAGCAUUUAGAUCUUAUCAUCUUCAUGACAAACGAAGAUCCUCUUAUUCUCCAUGUCUACUUUUUUCCACUGUUUGAUACUUUUUCAAAAGAAAAAAUUAAGCAGGAAGAAACAGAAAAUAAUCCUAUCGUCCUUGAGAUUGACCACCACAGGUCUAGCAUGAAAAUUCAGAUGGACACACCACACAUUCUUGAAGUAUCCGGUGCCAGUGUACUUCCCGAAGAGGGGAUUAUAUUUUUAAGUAAUAUUCACCCAAACUUCUUCAAGAUCAAGCCAAACGUAGAUGAGGAUGUACAGAUGACUGUCAUCAGACAGCAGGAUGAAAUGUUUGUGUGGAAAACAAUAAUUUGGAAAGGCAAACUUGAUGAGAAAAAAAAAGAAAUGAGAGAUGUAAUGCUCAGGUUGUCCACAAAAAUGAGCAAGCACAACCCAGAAGGAGAGAAGCGGAAGACACGCAAAGGCGUUGUUAGCAGAAAAAGUAGGCCUCUUGAUCCUCCUCCCCUGGUACCAGUGGGCAGGGCUCGUGUAAUGAAUGUGAAGGUUGGGAAUCUAAGACGUAGUGCCAUAAACCGUACCAGAGGCCCGAAAACCCGACAGACGCCCUCGCGAGCCAGACAUAACAAGUGGCUUCAAAAGAUUCACCAGUAUAAAGCAUCAGUGACUGACAAGUUUAAGUUUGUGGCAGAGUAUAAUCUUCCAUCUGAUGAGCGUGUUGAUCUGGCCACCCGUUAUACUGAACCAGUGAUCAUUCAGAGGAGCAAAGAGCAAACUGAGAAAUACUAUCGUGAUCAUGUGAGGUCUGUGGAUGCUUCAUUUCAACUGUUAUCAAAUGACAAGAAUCACAGCAUCAGAAUAGACCAGCUGUUCAGUCCCGACGGUGAUGGAAACACACCGAAAACUGUGAUUCUCAGUGGAGAUUCUGGAAGAGGGAAAUCUUUCAUGCUACAGAAGAUCAUGUUGGACUGGGCUUCUGGAGAACUUUACUCUGAAAACUUCGAUGUAGUUUUUCUGUUGAAGUGUGAAGAGCUGAAGUGUGCUGUUUGGAUGAUGAACUUGUUUGGGCUUUUGAGCUGGAGUUGCAGUUUAACAUCAGAUCAGAUCUCACAGAUACUAGAGUUAACACCAAGGAAAGUCCUCAUCCUCAUUGAUGGAAUAGAUGAGUUCUCAUUUGAUCCACACAUUCAAAUAUUAUUACCUACUAAUCCAUUGCAGAAAGCCCUGCCAAUGGACACUCUUAGGCGUCUGCUGAAUGGACUGAUUCUGCCUGAGUCUUUCCUGCUGGUUACCACCAGAUCAGCUGCAGAUACAGAAAUGAAUCUCCUCAAGGGACGUCAGCGUUUCACUGAGAUUAUGGGCUUCUCUGAGAGAGGGGUGCAGGAGUACUUCCAGAAGUUCUUUCAGGAUGAGCAACUCUUCAGCAAAACACAUGAGAGUCUAAAAGCGAAUGAAAUCCUUCUGACUGCCUGCUCUGUGCCUUUGCUGUGUUGGAUGGUCUGUUUUUGUCUGAAGAAACACUUAACCGAUGACGAUCGUGUGAUGAGAGAACUAAAGACAACCACCUCCAUAUAUGUGCUCUUUGUGUCCACUCUACUAGAGCAUCAUGGUCACAGUCAGUCUGUCCUCACCACGCUGAGGAGGCUGGGUCUGCUGGCAGAGGAAGGGAUGAAGAAGCAGCAGGUCUUUCUUGAUGAAAAGUGUGUAGCCAAGACUGACUUAGAUCCAGCUACUAGUGUGUUCUUGUAUAAAGAUAGUUUGAAAAGAAAAAACAGACAGGUGCCAGUGUUCAAGUUUAUGCAUUUCAGCUUUCAAGAGUUUUUCACAGGUCUUUUCUAUAUUAUACUGGAUGGAAAUGAGUCCUGGGGGAAAGUCAGACAGCUGUUGAGAUCGCUGAAAUCGAAGGGUAUAAUCAGUAGGCCAUGUCCAGAAAGGAGAUCAAAUCCUGUCCCUUCAGUCAUUAUGUUUCUCUGUGGUCUCUUAAAUGAGAAAGCGAGCAGCUCACUCUUUGAAAUUAUCAAGUGGACUGUUCCUCACACCAUAAAACUGAAGACAGACUUGCUGGAAAGUGUUCUAAAAACGAGAAGACAGCAUGGAUGUGAACUGUUUGCUCUUCGCUGUCUGUAUGAGCUCCAGGAUGAGGAGUUUGUGAGGAGAGCUUUAGGAGAUUGGGUAUCCAUGAAUCUGUCCAAAGUUUCCCUGAGGAGCACAGACUGUUGGGUGCUGCUGUACUGUCUUCAGUGCUGUCCACACAUCAGAGACCUGAACCUCACGUACUGUGAUUUAACAGCCGAGAAACUCAAGAUUCUCCAGCCAGCAUUCUGCAUGUGUGAGACUCUGAGGUUAUCAGUGGAGCACCUGUCAGAAGUCGGAGGCUUUAUCCAGAUUCUUGGUGAAUCAAAAAUUUUAAAAGAACUGAAAGUUCAGGAGGAUGAAUACAGUGCUGAGAGUCCCAGAUUGUCACUUGACGUGUCAGUCACACAUGGAGAUGUUUUUUUGUCUUUGAGCUCCUCAGAGAAGAAUCUGUCAUUUCCAGCAGUCUUAAACAUCAGUCUUACAUGUCCACAAUCAGAGAUAUCCAGCACUGACUGGACACUCUUCUUACAGAGACUCAGCAAGACAGGAAAAGUAGCAGAAGUCUCUUCGGCUCUUGAUGAGCAUGUCAGUUUGCUGCUGUCUUCAUUUCACUCUGUGGGUUUGAAGACACUGCAUCUGAAGGUGGGCAGUCUGAAUGAGAGCUGGGCUUCUCGGAUCAUUUCCCUCGUCCAGACCUGCACCAGCCUACAGCAGUUUAGUGUCAGUGUCACUGGUUUGCUGCUGGAGAAGGGACUCGAGUUACUGUAUGAAUCACUGAAGGAUCCAAACUGCACUGUGAUCAUUGAAGGGAGGAAGUGCAGUAAACCCACUGACCAGUGCAAAGAACAGGACUGGAGUCACAGCUGUAACGAGAAAGUGAAGAUUAAAUUCAAACCAAACAUUUUGAAAGAGCUGGAAGAGCUGAACAUCUCUGAACAGUCUGGACUGAAUCUUCACCCGCUCCCAGUGUGUCAGUUUUGUGUUCACAUUGGUGAUUCUGAUCAGUGGGUUCAGGUGGAGCCGUCAGUCUGUACAGAUGAAGGAGGGUCAGAGUUCAGGAUCAGCACUCCGGCGGGUCGAUUCGAGUGCAGCAGGACCAGAAUGCGAUGGGUCUGUGCUGGUGACGUCACUCUCCAGUACCGUGCAGUGGAUGGACGUUUCCUCAGUGCAGAGCUGGAGACGCUUCAGUGUGAGAGAAUUGGACCUGUGAUUGAUGUGACGGUGAUCUCAGGGAAACUGGAGGAGGCCCAUCUGUCUCAUUACGCCUGUUUAGCAGAGUCAGACCCCUCUCUUAAAGAUGAUAUAAAGGUCCUCAGUGUUGAAGAAGAGGGAAUAUCCUUUGAAUCAGUGGAGUUGACUCGUUUUCAUGCCAAAAUACUCCAACCAUCUUUUUCUCCAAAAACAGUGCUUAUAAAACUAAGGAUAUUAGUGAAAGUGCACUGUGAUCUACUGAUCUUCAUGACACAAAAGAACCCCAUCAUUCUCCAUGUGUAUUUCUUCCCAUCAGAUUUACUUUUUAAAGAAAAAAUUAAGAUUGAGGAAAAAUCGAGUCAACCAGUCAAAUGUCCAAGACCUGAAACCCCACUGCGGAUGAUGAAACAACACAGUCUUGAGGUUCCUGGAGCUUCUGUCCAACCCGAAGCAAUCAAACUAAGAGGUGACAUUGAGCCAAACUUCUUCAAGGUCAAACAUCCUGUGGUCAAUGACAUCAAUAUGACUCUCAGUCGAGUGGAUGAUCAGAAAUCAGUUUGGACUGCCACAAUUUGGAAAGAAGAAUUAGCCGAAACAAUUGCAAGCAAAGUCGAGUCUAGUUUGUUCCAACAUGGAGAAAUACAAACAAAACCACAAGGGUCUAUCAACUUUGAUAAAGUUAGUUUUUUUGAUAGAAAUUGGUGUGCUCUUAUUAAAAGUGUUAAGAAUGUGAACGGCAUUGCAGACAAACUGCUUCAGGAGCAGGUCAUUAAUGAAGAAAUGUAUUCUAAAAUCACACAUCCGACUUCAACUAAAGAAGAAAGCAUGAGAGAGAUCUGCAGCAAAGUGCGUAAAAGCAGCGUCACUGUGAAAAAUCUCUUCAUCGCUAUCGUUCAGGAAGAGGAGCCCAGCCUUUUAAAUGAUUUGCAUUUAUUGGACUUUCAGCUUUAAAAGGUUAAAGUGAUUUAAACCCACAAGUGCAGAGAGAAAUGUGUUUAUAUGUUUUUAUACAUUUAAUUGUAAAAAUGUUUAUAGGGAAGAGCGGGGUACGAUGUAUGUUUAACUCCCUUGAUCUACGCCCUUACCAUACUGUGAUGCCCUGUCCGA